Acanthochromis polyacanthus (spiny chromis) is the source of this 1530-nucleotide messenger RNA. RefSeq names its product lymphocyte antigen 75-like. The transcript has 4 exons. The record is from RefSeq and is a predicted model, not a curated record. NCBI's taxonomy places the organism in Eukaryota, Metazoa, Chordata, Actinopteri, Pomacentridae. The coding region runs from base 321 to 1148 and encodes 275 amino acids.
UCAGGUCUGUGGAUUCUUUGUUAAUGUCUGACAGUGUUUAUUAGUGCAUAUUAUUGUCAAAAGUUGAUAGUUUGAAACCACCUUGUAUCUUCAAAUGUUUUCAUGGCUCAUUUCUUUUCUCUCAGGGUGGUUCAUCCUCCCCUCCUUCCCUCUCAUUCAGUACUACUUUGUGAACAAAUCUUUGACGUGGGAUGAAGCUCAGACCUACUGCAGAGAGAGGUUCACAGACCUGGCUUCCAUUGUGAGCACGACAGAAAUGAGCCAACUUACUGACACGGUUUCCUCCACCGGCUACAACUCUGACGUCUGGAUUGGUCUGUAUGCUGAAAUCGACUGGUUCUGGGCAGAUGGCAUCGACGGCAAGUAUCGGCACUGGGGGGGGCGGUGAACCCAACUUCUCCAUUGGUCGGUACUGUGUGUCAACCGGACGGGCUGGAAAAUGGACGCAUAUCAAGUGUGAGAUCGGCUGCCCAUUCAUCUGCAACAGCGGAACACUGCAGGAUUCUGAAUUUGUGUUUGUGAAUCGCACCAUGUCGUGGGAUGGUGCUCGCCAGUACUGCCAGGAGAACUUCGUAGACCUGGCCACUGUGUGGGACGACGCUGAAAACCAGCUGGUCCAAAACAUGGCAGCAAGUGAAGGAUGGACGUGGAUCGGCUUAUUCAGCUUCCCUUACUAUUACUGGUCCGAUUACAGCAACAGCUCCUUCAGCAACUGGGGUAACGUUUCACUUGAGCUUGGCAUGAUGAGAAACGUCUGUGCCUUCGUAUCUGUGCCAGAAUCGGGGAAAUGGAAGCUUUCGUCCUGCCAAACAAAAUUACCGUUUGUCUGCUGCGCCCCUCCGCUCCCAAUAACGUAUGGGACGGGGCCAGUGGAUACGCAGGGGGAAGCGAAGAAGAAGAAGAAGGGGGAAGCGAAGAAGAAGAAGAAGGGGGAAGUGAAGAAGAAGAAGAAGGGGGAAGUGAAGAAGCGGGUGGUGAAGCUGAGGAUCAAACUGGACGACUCCUCUGUGGAUCUGAACGACCCUGCUGUGAAAGCGGCGCUCCUGAAAAAGCUCCAGGACAGACUGGAGGAGGAAGGAGUGAGUGGAGUCACCCUGAAGUGGAGAGAGCAGCCUGAUGGGGAAGUCUGGCACAGAGAGGAUCUCUAAAUAACCUCACCUGUAUGUCAGCUGAGCUCUUUAAAUACGUGUGUGUAGACCAGAGUGCAACAGCGCCCUCUUGUGUGUGAAAGAGAGUGUGACAUUUAAUGUAGGCUGGCAGCUUGUUCUUUCAGUCAUUGUGAACUCUUCUUACCAACAAGCUUGUGCGUUGGUGUCAUUUUACUCUCAAGAUUCCCAGCUGUGAAAAUUUAGCAUCUUAAAAAUGCAAUCUUGCAUAUUGACUGUCUCCAUUUUAAUCAGUGUGUCCUCUUAUUUUCUGGCAACGUGUCUUGGAACAAGCGUUGUUUCCAUCCUGAUUUGAUCUACCAGCACAUGUAACCAGGUUGUUUUAUUCUGUGUGAGAUGAAUAAUAAAUAGAACUUUAAUGUUU